GCUGCUGUUGUCGUCCGCUGCCUUCCGAAGGAGAGGAGUCCGAUCGGGGGCUUUGCUCGCGGGAGCGGCAGGCGGGCGGUGACGGCGCGGUGGCUCUUCCAGUCGGGGACAUGUCGAGGUGGGCGGGGCUCCGGCAAGCCGCUUGGAGGAGACGAGUGGCCGCCCAGGCGACGGCGGCGCCCGACUCGAGUUCCUCCGGGAGACUGCGCCGCUCGACGCCCCCCCGGCCCUGAGCCCCGGACGCGGCCCGCGGAAGAGUUCAACUGCACUGCAAAGUACCGAAGGCCUCUUUGGCCCCAGGAAGUGCAAUAAUGAAGCUGUUGGAAAACUCCAGUUUUGAAGCCAUCAACUCCCAGUUGACAGUGGAAACGGGAGACGCGCAUAUUAUUGGCAGGAUCGAGAGCUAUUCGUGCAAGAUGGCCGGGGAUGACAAGCACCUCUUCAAGCAGUUUUGCCAGGAGGGUCAGCCACACGUCCUGGAGGCUCUGUCGCCGCCCCAGACCACCGGCAUCAGCCCUAACCGGCUCAGCAAGAGCCAGAGUGGAGACGAGGAGGGGCCCCUCAGUGACAAGUGCAGCCGCAAGACCCUCUUCUACCUGAUCGCCACCCUGAACGAAUCUUUCCGCCCGGACUACGACUUCAGUGCCGCCAAGAGCCACGAGUUCAGCCGGGAGCCCAGCCUCAACUGGGUGGUGAAUGCCGUGAACUGCAGCCUCUUUUCUGCCGUCCGGGAGGAUUUCACUGCUUUGAAGCCUCACCUGUGGGACGCGGUCGACCAGGAGAUCUGCCUCUCCGAGUGCGACAUCUACAGCUACAACCCGGAUCUGGAUUCGGACCCCUUUGGGGAGGAGGGCAGCCUCUGGUCGUUCAACUACUUCUUCUACAACAAGCGCCUGAAGAGGAUCGUCUUCUUCACCUGUCGCUCCAUCAGCGGCUCCACCUACCGUACUCACUCCGAGGCUGGGAACGAGUUGAACAUGGACCUCAGUGAGGACGAUGCCGAGGAGACCCCCAGCAGCUGCGACAGGGACAGGGGCAGCAUUGAGGCGGAGAAGAGGCAGGUGGUUUGCAUGUGAUUCCUGUGCCGGGGGCUUCUCCCGUGGAGGACGGCGCUGCCAGCUCUUUCCCCAAACAACUCGGCCUUGUUGCGUUGCUCUGCCUGCCCUGUGGAUGCUGCUGCGUGCGGAAUUGGCCCUCCGGACGCCCAGGAUGCUGCCAGCAGGUCCUCCGCCUGCCGGCUCAGCCUUCAGGGACCCAGUUCUUGUGACUCUGCGCCUCUCCUGCCCUGCCUGCGGGACACGACGAUUUGCAGGCGGGGAGACACAGCCCCGAGGCUGGCUGAUGGGAGGGGGGGCCGGACUGGCUGCUGCGGGGGCUCCUUUUCGCCUUGAGACCCAGGAAGGAGAAGCUGAAUUAACAUGGAACCCCCCCCCCUUUUUUUUUAACCCCCCCCCCCAAGACCUUUGCCCUCAAA
Messenger RNA from Thamnophis sirtalis, 1474 nucleotides. RefSeq names its product MAF1 negative regulator of RNA polymerase III (gene MAF1). The record is from RefSeq and is a predicted model, not a curated record. Gene Ontology annotation, molecular function: RNA polymerase III core binding. Gene Ontology annotation, biological process: negative regulation of transcription by RNA polymerase III. Lineage: Eukaryota; Metazoa; Chordata; Lepidosauria; Squamata; Natricidae. Gene Ontology annotation, cellular component: nucleus.